AUGUCGAUGUGCAUGCGCAACAAGUCGCUGUCAUCAGCUGAAUUUGGAAGCAACGGUGCUUAUGAUUUCGUUGAGAGCUCACAGAGCCUGCUGAACAAGUUCCAAGAGAUCAAAGAACGCUUCACGCUCAAGAUCAGUUUUAGCAAGGCCAAGACCCAGAACAAGAAUGCGUCGAUCUUCCGGGGAUCUCAGGCAUAUUUGGCUUGCAAUUUGUGCCGCAUAAAGCUGUCCCAAGGUCUCGCGCUCUUCACCCCCGCCUCCAAACAACGUUGUUGGUGUGAGGAUCUUGUCUGUGAAGCUGGUGGAUGUGAUUUCGGUGGCGACUCCGUUGACCUGUCCCGAGACCUCUCUGGAUCGAGAUGGGAAAGUGUCUUCUCUAACAUCAAUUGA
Fusarium venenatum is the source of this 390-nucleotide messenger RNA. Lineage: Eukaryota; Fungi; Ascomycota; Sordariomycetes; Hypocreales; Nectriaceae. The record is from RefSeq and is a predicted model, not a curated record.